Vollenhovia emeryi is the source of this 3294-nucleotide messenger RNA. RefSeq lists its product as uncharacterized. Lineage: Eukaryota; Metazoa; Arthropoda; Insecta; Hymenoptera; Formicidae. Bases 1 to 3294 code for a protein of 1097 amino acids. The record is from RefSeq and is a predicted model, not a curated record. The transcript has 3 exons.
AUGGCGGACGAACCAAAAACGGGCAAGACGGACCGCCCGAAAACCCCGGUGUUGGAAGUGCCGCAGGGAGACCGAGCGUCGGGGAGGACGACGUCUCCUGCCCGGCUUCCGACGGAGCUCGCGCUGAAGGUCCGGACGCAGAUGGGCCGGAUCGCGUCGCUCAGGGAGCUCACAGAGUCGCUGCCGGAUGUCCCGGCACGGACAUCCCUCGGAGAAGUGAGCCAGUUUCAGCUCCUGAUCGAGGAGACGCACAAGGCGUUCAUCAAGGAACACGCCUACUUCGAGGUGUCAUGGCCCUCGGCGCUUAUUCACCAUGAGUAUUUCGCUGAGGAUGCUCAUCAGGAAGAGUCGCGGUGCUACAUGCAGGCGCGACGAGUCCUCGGCGUGCUUCGCCACGCAUUGGCAGCCGCUCUGCCCGCUCAACCACAGACCAGCUCAUCGGCCGGCGAGACCCGGCAGACACACUCACGCUUGCCGGACAUCUCACUCCCCAAGUUCACCGGGGAGCGCGCCAGCUCAAUUGAUAUCAGGACUCUCAAUGACCGGAGACUCACCCCGUCAUGGGAUCUGCUCAAGGACAGGUACGAGAACAAAAGACUGCUCAUUCAUUCCUGCCUUGACAAGAUUUUUGCCAGCUCAACCCCGGUGCCAAGGAAAGCGGCAGCCUUGGACCGGCUUGUUUCGGGGGUAAAGAAGGCGCUCAAGGGACUGGAGGCCCUCGAGAUCAAGGAGAAGCUCGGGGACUGCGCCGUGGUUUAUCAUGUCACGCGACUCCUUGAUCGCGUGACACGCGAGCAGUGGGAGAACGCGGUUGGCGCCACGCGCGAAUAUCCUACGAUCGAGAAGCUCGAGGAAUUCUUGAGCACUCGGAUACGGGCUCUCGAACGGAUCGAGACCACGACAGCUCAUCCUGGCCCCAGCUCAUCAUCAUCAUCGCCAAGGAAGACGGCAGCUCAUCAGACUACUCAUCAGGGCGACUCAUCCUACCCUUGUGAUUGCUGUAACGCACAGCACUUUAUUGUGAUGUGCGCGAAGUUCCGGGAUCUACCACCGCAUGACCGGCACAAGGUGACAGUAAACAAGCGCCUAUGUUUUAACUGCCUGGGGCGCCACAGUGUACGCUCAUGCAAGUCCCAGCGGGGCUGCAAGACAUGCUCAGGGCGUCAUCACACGAUGCUGCACGACGCACAUCCAGCAGCGUCGACCACUCAGAAAUCUAGCGGAUCCGAACUCACCUUCGUCACGGAGAAUCUCAUUCGGCAGCUCAACAUCCCUCGUCAAUACUCAGGUAUUGUCGUCAGUGGAAUUGCAGGCAAGGAGUGUACUCGGACACGAGGAGUCGUGUCGCUCACGUUACGCUCGACACAUUCCAGCGCAACUGCCACAAUUCAAGCUCAUGUCCUCCGGACAGUUACAUCAAUCUUACCAUCUUUCGAGGCUGAACCGGAAGAAUGGCCGCAUCUCAGGAACUUGGCAUUAGUCGAUCCAGACUUUCUCAUCCCGCGGCCAGUUGACAUCCUCAUCGGCGCAGACGCGUACGAAAUCAUCAAGCCCAAUAUCAUUAGGCAUUCUCCACUCAUGCCGAUAGCGCAACUCUCCAUUUUCGGAUGGCUCGUUCUUGGACCAGUCAAUAGAGAAGCAACACGCACAUCAACGCACCAUGCUUCUACUCAAGUCAACGAGGAUGCUCUCAAUGAAUUACUGACAAAAUUUUGGGUUCAAGAGGAGGUGCCUACUCACGAUGUCAAUCAAUUCACCCCUAACGAGCAGAGGUGCGAAGAACACUUCAAGGCUACACACUCUCGUGAUUCAUCAGGGAGGUACGUCGUCAGGAUUCCACUCAAAACACCAGUAGAUCUUCUGGGUGAUUCUUACCACGUUGCCCACCAGUGCCUCAAGGGAUUACGCAGACGAUUCUCAAGGGAUGUGAAUUAUCAACGCCUUUAUCAACAAUUCAUGAUGGAUUACGAGACACUCAGCCACAUGACGAAGGCAUCAUCCAUCUCCAGUCGUCGCUCACACUUCUACCUGCCACAUCACGGUGUUCUCAAGUCUGACAGUACAACAACAAAGCUGCGGGUCGUGUUUAAUGGCUCCAGCGCAUCCACAUCGGGCUACUCUGUCAACGACCUCAUGUACACGGGAGCGAAAUUGCAUCUGAACAUCUCAGAUGUUCUCCUCUGGAUACGGAGCCAUCGUCACAUUUUCGCUACGGAUAUCAUCAAGAUGUACAGGCAGAUCAAAAUUCACAAGGAUGACUGGGAGUUGCAGCGGAUACUCUGGAUGGACGACGAACUCAAUGAAGUGCCAUAUCAUCUGACAACAGUCACCUACGGGACAAAGGCCGCGCCGUUCCUGACCGUAAGGACGCUGUUACAACUAGCAGAGGACGAAGGACAUAAAUAUCCACUGGCUGUGCCGUCCAUCACUCACGGCAGGUAUGUCGAUGACAUAUUUGGUGGUGCAGAUACAAUACAACAAUUGCAGGAGGUCGCACAUCAACUAAAGGGCCUCUGCAUGGCGGGCGGCUUCCCACUAGCAAAAUGGCAUGCAACUUAUCUCGACAUACUCAAGACUGUCACCGACAGCGAAGACCAAGGCUUACCAAUCACAUUCGACGAUUGCGCAACCAAGAUACUCGGACUCAAAUGGCUCCCUCAAGAAGAUACCUUUGCAUUCUCAACACGAAGCUCACGCACUGAAGGCAGACUCACAAAACGCCUCGUCUUAUCUGAAGUGGCUCAGAUAUUCGAUCCACUUGGCUUUGCAUCACCUGUCGUGAUCAGGGCCAAAAUUCUCUUGCAGGAGCUGUGGUUGCACAAGCUCCAAUGGGAUGAUCCACUGCCAUCCCAGCUCUCAGCCCGGUGGCUCAUCAUCAGAGAAGAACUCACAAGCUUGGCCAAGCUCUCAAUACCACGGUGGCUCAACACAUGGAGCGACUCGCAAGUGGAACUUCAUGGAUUCUCUGAUGCUUCUCAAUUGGCAAUGGCUGCAGUCAUAUACAUAUCCGUUCACGACUCAAACGGCGCCACGUUCUCACUUGUGUGCUCCAAGACUAAGGUAGCACCUCUCAAGCGGCUCUCAAUCCCGCGACUUGAACUCACGGCUGCUCUACUGCUCUCUCGACUCAUGCAAUACGUCAAAGCCACUUUGAACAUGGACGUAACGGCAACUCACAUGUGGACGGACUCUCUAGUGACACUUUCAUGGAUCAGAUCUCAUGCAUCACGCUGGAAGGAUUUUGUCAGGAACAGGGUGGCUCAAAUUCAAGAACUCACUCCAGCUGCUCACUGA